Messenger RNA from Pestalotiopsis fici W106-1, 375 nucleotides. RefSeq lists its product as uncharacterized. The record is from RefSeq and is a predicted model, not a curated record. Bases 1 to 375 code for a protein of 124 amino acids. NCBI's taxonomy places the organism in Eukaryota, Fungi, Ascomycota, Sordariomycetes, Amphisphaeriales, Sporocadaceae. The transcript has a single exon.
AUGCCUGAUGAUUCAUUAUUUGCGCCGCUCACACCCACGGGUCAAUCCGAGCCUGGGCGCUCUGAGAAUCAUCUGGAUAGUCAAGGGUUGAGCCGCCUCAGGCAUCAACUUCAGGCUGUCCACAUUGGUGGAGCCCUGACGCUUGAUUCGCUGCUGCAAUACUGCUUUAUCCUUUCGAACGGUCAGGAACCUGAACCGCCGUUGCUCAAACAGCUCCUCGAUUGGAUCGCGGCCUCAGCCGAAAUCUCAGUUCUCAAGAACUUUUUUUCCAUCAAGUCUCAUACAGUUCUGGCCGUUUGGGAAGCUUUGAUGAAGUCUGCCAUCAAUUUAAAGCGCCAAGAUGUGGUCAUGUUCUCAUCGAUGUAUCAAUAUUGA